AUGAUUAAGUGUACAGUUUGCCAAAAAUCAGUGACUAAGAAGACUCCAGCGUUAACAUGUAGUAGGUGUGAUAAUGUUGUCCACGAAAAGACGGAUUGCAGCGGGCUGACCAACAAGCAGCGAACCGCACUCCAUGCUGCUGAAACUCUAGAAUGGGUGUGUAGAGAUUGUCAUCUGUCAUCAACAAGACGAACGUCGUUCUUGUCGGCUGUAGAAGACGAGGAUGAAGACGAUGAAGAAGCUGCUCGCGCCGUUGCACCCUCGCUUAACUUGAAAAAACUCCUGGAUAACAUUAGUAAGGAGGUGCAUAAAAUUGUGAUGCGUGAGCUUGACGAGCUAACAAAGUCGGCUAGACACGCUAGUGAUAAGAUCGAUGAGUUUGAAGAGUCGGCCCGAGCUUCUAAAGAGAGGAUAAAACAUCUCGAACGGCAAAAUUCUGCACUUAAAAAUCAAAAUACCCACCUAGAAACUAGAGUCGCCGCGCUCGAGCAGCGAGUUGAUGCGAUUGAACAAGCUGCCAUGGUCGACUGUGUUGAAAUGAUAGGUGUCCCUUUGAUAAUGAAUGAGGAUACUGUAAAGAUAGCCCAAAAGGUAGGUAUGUCAUUAAAAACCCUAGAUUCGAAUAACAUGAACAGCAUCCGCUCAGCUCGUCGGCUACCCUCCCGUGACGGCAAGUCAGGAGCAAUUUUAGUACAACUAAGCGACUCCGAGACCAAGCUACGAUGGAUUUCGGCUGCACGCAACGCAGAUCUUUUGGCCUCCAGCUUAUUACCGGACCUGACCGGGACAGAGGCAGUUGCCAAAAUAACACUGCGGGAGGCACUCACCGGCCGAACCAAGUACCUGCUAUUUCAAGCUAAAUCUAAGCUGAGGGAUACGCAAAAGUUCAAGUAUGUCUGGUGCAAGCACGGUAAAGUUUUCGCUAGAAAGGGAGAUAAAGAUAAGAUCUAUUGGGUCCGUAACGAAAAGGACAUCGAAGAACUAGUUAAAUAAAUUACACUGUCCUGUCUAGU
Cydia fagiglandana is the source of this 1013-nucleotide messenger RNA. RefSeq lists its product as uncharacterized. The record is from RefSeq and is a predicted model, not a curated record. NCBI's taxonomy places the organism in Eukaryota, Metazoa, Arthropoda, Insecta, Lepidoptera, Tortricidae. The coding region runs from base 1 to 993 and encodes 330 amino acids. The transcript has a single exon.